CAAAAUCCCAACAAUACAUCUCUCUCACUAAAUUUGCGUACAUUUUCUUUCUUUCUCCCUCCCCCUCCUCCAACCGCGUGAAUUUCAAACGCCAUGAACACCGUCGCUACUGCUGCUGCCUUGUCUCUUCCGAUAUCUCUUUUUAGACCAGCAAAGACUAACUCUAAGAAGGGCGUUCGAGGAGGAUUCAGGGUGUUUGCUGUAUUUGGGGAGGAAGGUGGCUUAGUAGAUAAGAAGAACGGAUGGAGCACACUCUUCGAUGUUGAGGACCCAAGGUCUAAAGUCCCUCAAUGUAAAGGAAAGUUUCUGGAUGUGAACCAAGCUCUUGAAGUAGCUAGAUAUGAUAUUCAGUACUGUGAUUGGAAGGCUCGACAAGAUGUGCUCACAAUUAUGCUACUCCAUGAAAAGGUUGUUGAAGUUCUAAAUCCUCUGGCACGUGAAUACAAGUCAAUUGGCACAAUGAAGAAAGAGCUUGCAGAAUUGCAAGAGGAACUAUCACAAGCUCAUAAUCAGGUUCAUAUAUCUGAAGCAAGGGUUGCCACUGCUCUAGAGAAACUAGCUCACAUGGAAGCAUUGGUUAAUGAUAGGCUAUUACAAGACAGAAACACCUCAGAAUCUGAUCAAACAUGCUCUUCUCCUAGUACUUCUACAGAGUCUCUGGGUACCCUGAAGGGAAAGUUGCCCCAGAAAAGCUUGAAUGUCUCAGGUCCAGUUCAAUCUUAUCACCCCCGAUUGAAAAAUUUCUGGUACCCAGUUGCUUUCUCCUCUGAUCUCAAGGAUGAUACUAUGAUUCCAAUUGAAUGCUUUGAGGAACCAUGGGUUAUCUUUCGUGGCAAAGAUGGGAAACCUGGUUGUGUUCAGAAUACAUGUGCACAUAGAGCCUGCCCUCUUCACCUUGGUUCAGUAAAUGACGGUCGCAUCCAGUGUCCAUACCAUGGGUGGGAAUACACUACAGAUGGAAAAUGUGAGAAAAUGCCAUCUACAAGAUUGCUAAAUGUGAAGAUAAAAUCAGUGCCAUGUUUUGAGCAAGAGGGAAUGAUAUGGAUUUGGCCUGGUGAUGAUCCUCCAACAGCCACUCUUCCUUCUUUAUUGCCUCCUUCAGGAUUUGAAAUCCAUGCUGAGAUUGUUAUGGAACUUCCUAUUGAACACGGGCUACUUCUGGAUAACCUUUUAGAUCUAGCUCAUGCUCCAUUUACCCACACGUCUACAUUUGCCAAGGGAUGGAGUGUUCCCAGCUUGGUGAAGUUUUUGACACCUGCAUCUGGCCUCCAAGGAUACUGGGACCCUUAUCCAAUAGAUAUGGAAUUUCGUCCUCCAUGUAUGGUGCUAUCAACUAUAGGGAUCUCAAAACCUGGAAAACUGGAAGGGCAGAGUACCAGACAGUGUUCGACACAUCUUCAUCAACUUCACGUCUGCUUACCUUCAUCAACAAAGAAAACAAGGUUGUUAUAUAGAAUGUCAUUAGACUUUGCUCCUGUCUUGAAGCACAUCCCUUUCAUUCAAUACGUGUGGAGGCAUUUUGCAAAACAGGUGUUGAAUGAGGAUCUGAGACUUGUCAUUGGGCAGCAAGAGCGAAUGAUCAAUGGGGCAAACAUUUGGAAUCUGCCCGUAGGCUAUGAUAAACUAGGGGUAAGGUACAGAUUGUGGAGGGAUGCUUUGGAGCGAGGUGCGAAGAAAUUACCCUUCAGCAAACCAAUGUAAAUUGAAAUUUUACGAUUCAUAGGCUAUCUUAAGAUGCUCAAGUGCAACCGAACUCUAGUCUCAACUGCACUCUCAGGCAUACUUGCAAAUAAACCACCACACCUCAGUAGCUCUCAGCUUUGUGCAGUUUGGAUUGGAUUAGUGCUCUCGGAGAAUUACCCAGUAGACACCCCGGAAAUUGUGAAUUUUUCUGAGGCAGAGAAGUGAUGAUCUCCACAUAAGAAGCCCUUGUUUUUAUUGUUUUGUGUACAGUGCAAAAUUUUCUUUUUGUAAUUUAUUUUCUUGGCUGAUGCAGUGAGGGUCUUUGGUCUCUGUUUUAUGAUAUGCAUCAUUUACAUUAUGUUCAAUCAAAAUCCAGGAUUUGCUACAAAA
Molecule: messenger RNA, 2073 nt
Organism: Mangifera indica (mango)
Lineage: Eukaryota; Viridiplantae; Streptophyta; Magnoliopsida; Sapindales; Anacardiaceae
Product: chlorophyllide a oxygenase, chloroplastic
Exons: 9
Coding region: 94-1701 (535 amino acids)
Biological process (GO): chlorophyll biosynthetic process
Cellular component (GO): chloroplast
Molecular function (GO): chlorophyllide a oxygenase activity; iron ion binding; 2 iron, 2 sulfur cluster binding
Source: RefSeq, a predicted model, not a curated record